GUACUUUUCACCUCUAGUUUUAGUACAAUUCAUUUACAAUUGGUUUUUUUCUUCUGGCAACACUGUUCACGUUCGAGCGUUUUUGUUUGGUCGUUAGAGAAACAUACCGAUAGGGAGACUCUUGUGUCCGGCAACACUGCUUCAUCCUGAUGGGAUUCUGGGAUUCACUCAUGUCAGUAUAGUGAACAAAUCUUUUUGGUGUUUCAUUACUUUUCUAGUAAUUAUUUUAUUGCAACUGAUUUCAAGUGAAAAAAAUCGAAAUGGACAGUCUGCUCGCACGUGUCGACCGUUUAUCAUUAUCAUUAGGGCAACGGAAAGAAUUCGUACCAAUCCAGGUAAACAAAAAUCCAUCAGUCAUAAGCGAUCUCGUAAGCGAUUUAUUCCGGAAAACUUCCAAGUACGCACGUUGGCGUGCUGUGGAUAUAGAUGAACCGUAUACCUUUGUCGAAUUAAAGUCAGGUUCAGUGGAUUAUACAAUUCUCGAGAAGAAGUUUCUUAGUGGCUUAAAAUAUCCAAAAAGACGAGUAGUCAGGAUUGUGGAGGUACGUAACCCCUUUCUUUAUCUCCAGUACGAACUGAAACUCACACAAAAAAAGAAACUUUAUGGGUACAUAUCAGAAAAACAACUCUAUCAUGGCACGAAAGAAUGUAACGUCGAUUCGAUUUGCGAAAAAAAUUUUGAUUGGAGGAAGAUUGGUGCAAAUGGUAUGCGUUCCAGCAAAUUUGGCAUGGGAGUGUCCUUUUCUCCAUCUUCACAAUAUGCUUCUGAUUACCCCAGACGGUGUUCAGAUUCCCCCCGAGCUAUGAUAGUAGCCAAGGUUAUGGAAGGUCAUCGAUGCAAUGGUGUGGAGUUCAUGGUGAUUCCCCCAUUACCAGCGGAUACUUCGGUGAAACCCGGCGAUGGAAAUGUGGUUGUCAAAUAUUUUGACAAUGAAUUUUAUCCGGAAUAUAUCAUUUAUUAUCGUUGAAUGAUAAGUGGACGAUGAAAUGUAUAGGGUGGUGUUUGAAGAGCCGUUAAUGUUAUUUCCUUCUCAGUAUUGAGUAGACCGUCUGUGAUGAUUUUUAAGUUUGAUUUUGAAUUUUAAGUUAUAUGUUGCUAUUAUCAGAACCAAUGAUAAAUUUUUUAAGUGUUGUUAUUGAAUAAGAAUAAGUAUGUAUAGGUACUUAUCUACCUGAAACUUUUCAUGUUCAAGUAGGUAUUAGAACAAAUUUGUUUUUCAUUUAUGCACACUGCACCAUAUCAUAAAGGAGGGUUCAUUUUGGUAUUGAUUUUUUUUAUAUUUCAUUUCAAGGAGAUAUUGUGUACCUACUUUGGUUUUUACUUCUGAUUUUCAGAAUUUAUUGCUUUCUUUAUGGAGCUCCUGUUGGUACAUACCUACCUCUGUAUUGUGUCUGUCUUUAUGUUUUGAAGUGUUGAAACAAAUGUUUAUGAAAUAUACCGUUUUUUUAUGAUUUUUGAAUAAAAAGAAAAUUUC
Phaedon cochleariae (mustard beetle) is the source of this 1475-nucleotide messenger RNA. The record is from the annotation of a GenBank genome assembly. Lineage: Eukaryota; Metazoa; Arthropoda; Insecta; Coleoptera; Chrysomelidae.